AUGAAACGUGAACCGAAAGUACCCCUUUUCUGGAUAUGUUUUAUCCUCACAACAGUUGGAUUUUUAUGUAGCUCUAUCGCGAUGAUUAUGCCAUAUUGGUAUGCCAGAUAUCCUCAGUCACACAGUCGUUUUGUGAGUUUGGGAUUGUGGGAAGUGUGUUUUGAGGGAUAUAUGUCAAAACGCAUAGGGAAUUGCAUGUAUUUUGGAUGCUUCUAUCUAUUUGAUGUAAAGAUCGCUCCCCUAUGGUCAAUUAUAUUCAGAGCUUGGUUCGUUGCCUGUCAAGCAUCUUACAUCUGUGGCUUUUCAACGUAUAUAUUGGCGGAAUGUAUUAUAACUUCCCAAGCUGUAAAAUUGAUUUCUUUUCGUGGAUCGCGAGCUGUCUUGUUUAUAAUGGUGGCUUUAUCACUCAGUAGUGUUUUAACUCUGGUUAGUCUGAUCACAAUGGGUGUAGGUGUCGACACUGAACAAAAGAUUGAAAAAGCGGUUAAAAACCCAUGGUUAGAAGAUCUUAGUCAAAACUCAUUGUCCUGGUCGUAUGGUUUAGCUGCAGUCUCAAUGCUCCCCAGUUGGAUUACAGUUAUUCUUCUAGGAUGGUUUGUGUAUCCCAAGAGAUCACCAUGUGGGCUGCUGUCGAUUUCAGCUUGGGAAUGGCCAACAGUUGAUGAUUUACAGUGUCGUUAUCAUGUAAAAGACUUGCAAACAGUUAAGUUAUCGUCAUACUCAAAUCCACAAUCAUCAUUUAACAUCACUACUGUAUCAGGUGAUCAGCAUCCGUAUUCUUAUCCUCCUCGUUCAAUAAUUACAACAAAUCAGACUACUAUCGACCAUUGGACGGAAUUAGACAACAAUAUCAACAACAACAAUAUUCUUCGUAAACCAACAUUAUUUCACAAGUCCCAUGCUCAACCUGUAUUAUUAGCAAUGAAGACAACAACCCAACAAGAUCAAGGUUGUAUCUCAGAUGCUGGUGGCAAGCUAAGCAACUAUGAUCCACGUUCAGCUGAUACAGUAUCUCUUUCAUCCUAUGAACAAAUACCCUUCGGUGUAUUAUACAAACAACCAAAUAUUCGAACAGAAGAUGUUAAUUCAACUGAAAGUGUCAAAGGCAGUAGUUUUAUUCGUAGUAAUUAUUCAAUAAGAUCAAACCGGUCUAAAUUAUCCUCAUUAUCUUCAAUAUCAUCAUCAUUUAGAAACUAUAAAUCUUCCUUAUGGCCAUCUAUAAAAGAGUGUGUCGAUGAACAACAAUUAAAGCACCAUCAACAACGACAGUCUACACUGAAUCCCAAAAGUCACCUUCCUUUAUUAGCUAUUGAAACUGACAAAUCAUUAAUAACUGAACAAACAUUAUUUAAUAAUCCAGAUACUUCAGUAUGGACUGAAAAUGUAAUUUAUGAAAAGCCGAUUGUACAUAAUUCUAUUAUUCAAGCAGCACGUCCAUUGAAAAAAAGCAGAAAAAAGCGGAACAAUCAAUGGAUACAAAAUCUUGCUCCAUUUAAAGAAGAUACAUUAAACUUUUCGCCCUUUUCUACAACUGUAAAUAACAAUUCAACACCGAGUACAUUUGUCCAAGUAGCUAAACCACUGAUUCGUAAGCGGUGA
Trichobilharzia regenti is the source of this 1599-nucleotide messenger RNA. The record is from the annotation of a GenBank genome assembly. Lineage: Eukaryota; Metazoa; Platyhelminthes; Trematoda; Strigeidida; Schistosomatidae.